UCAUUAUUUCCCUUCUACGUGACUUUACCGAAAGAACCAAGAACAUAUAUAGUCGUGUGUUUGUUGUAAGGCGACACGGCGGGGCAAUGGAGAGGGGUCACUUUGUUUUCUCUGCCGACGCUCGCUGCGCACAUUCGGCUGGGUCGCAGCUCGUAAGCGGAGGAGGAAGUCUGCCGACGUGCGGAGGGACGGGUGAGGGAAUGGGGAGGAGGAGGAGGAAGUCCCCCGUCUGCCGACGUGCCGAGGGAGCGAGCGAGCGAGGAUUUGAGCGGGCGACGAUGUCGGAAGAGAAGAAGGAUGAUCGGCCGAUGCAGAAGUUUGACCUGGAGAAGGAGAUGGAGCUGCGUUUCGAGGUGGAACCCCAGCAGACGGCAACGCUGGAGCUUCUCAGCGGCAUGGGAGAGAUCUUCGGCACCGAGCUGACACGCAACAAACGCUACGUGUUUGGCGGCUCCAAAGUCGCCGUGUUCACGUGGCACGGCUGCAGCGUGCAGCUCACGGGCCUCACCGAGGUGGCCUAUGUCGCCAAGGAGACGCCGAUGCUGCUCUACCUGAACGUGCACGCGGCGCUCGAGCAGAUGCGCGUGCAGGCCGAGCGUCAGGAGGAAGAGCGGGGCCCCCGGGUCAUGGUCGCGGGCCCCGGCGACGUGGGCAAGAGCACGCUGUGCCGCCUGCUGUGCAGCUACGCGGCGCGGCUCGGCCGUCGGCCCACGUUGGUGGAGCUGGACGUGGGACAGGGCUCCGUGUCCAUCCCCGGCACUCUGGCGCUGCUGUACAUCGAGCGGCCUGCCGACACGGAGGAGGGCUUCAACCUGCAGGCGCCGCUCGUCUAUCACUUUGGCUCCACCACGCCCAGCUCCAACGUGAAACUCUACAACAAGGUGGUGUCAAAGCUCGCCGACGUGUUCGACCAGCGGUGCAAGGUGAACCGGCGUGCGGCCAUCAGCGGCUGCGUCAUCAACACGUGCGGCUGGGUGAAGGGAGCCGGCUACCAGGCCCUCAUACACGCCGCCACUGCGUUUGAGGUGGACGUGAUCCUGGUGCUGGAUCAGGAGCGGCUGUACACGGAGCUCAAGCGAGACUUGCCCCACUUCGUCAAGACGGUGCUGCUGCCCAAGUCGGGCGGCGUGGUGGAGCGAUCCAAGGACUUCCGCCGCGAGGGGCGCGACGAGCUGGUUCGCCGCUACUUCUACGGCUUCCGCAACGCCUACUUCCCGCACGCCUUCGAUGUCAAGUUCGCCGACGUCAAGCUCUACAAGGUCGGGGCGCCACCCAUCCCGGACUCGUGCCUGCCGCUGGGCAUGUCCCAGGAGGAGAACCAGCUGAAGGUGGUGCCCAUCACGCCGGGGCGCGACCUGGUGCACCACGUGCUCAGCCUGAGCAUGGCGGAGAGCACCCAGGAGAACCUGGUGGAGGCGAGCGUCGCCGGCUUCCUGGUGGUGACGGCCGUCGACUCGGAGCGCCAGGUGUUCACGGUGCUGUCGCCCGCGCCACGGCCACUGCCCCGCAGCAUCCUCCUCGUCAUGGACAUUCGCUUCAUGGACCUCAAGUAGCACCGCCGAUCGGCGUGACGGGUUUGUGCUACGUGGGGUGGGAAAGAAGUUUCGGCGUACGUACGUGCUCGUGCGCAACGGGGCCCGCUGAAGAGGAUGGCUCCACCGGCUCCAUUUUUUUAAAAGAAAAUCUUUUGUACCGAUUUUAUAGAGGCCGUUGAAACAAUGGGGUUAGGGUAAGAUGCAGACGUGGAAGCAGAGUACAGUACAACAAUGGAUGUUGCUGCACUGCUCCCUGCUGCCCGCAACGUAGCCCUGCAGCUGCCGAUUAUCGCGGUUGGCAACGUACGGUGUGAGAGAAGUUCAACAUAUAUACACAUGCAACUUGUUUUGUUUUUCCAAAAGUAUUUUAUUGACUCCUUUUUAAUAUGCACGGUGGUCGACCCAUCCAAGCUUCCUGCCUCCACUUUGUACAUUUGAUGAGAGACGUUGUAACAUGGUUUGCCGGGUCAGGUCAUCGUUGAUUUCUAAGUCCUGUUAGCCUCUCGUAUCUGUGAUAAUGCGGGGAGAAUGAAUUGUUGAUAAGAUAAUUCCGAGGAAAGGGGGAUACUUUUGUAAUGAUCUGAAACAAUUUGCGAGCCAUUUUCACAUGAAUAGCAGUGUGACCAUAAGAUCUGGGGUUAUUUAUCGUGACGGUAAUAACAGUAUUGUGAGUCGAACUAUCAAUUACAUUGCGAUUGAAAUUCUUGAAAGAUUCACACAAGUUACAGUUGUAAUUGGCGCCAGGUCUGGUCAGCGUGGGUGGUGUCUCUUGUGCUCACAUAAAGAAUUGUCAACAUACACAACAUCUCUCGUCUCGGGGGCUCGCUUACCUCGCUUGCCUCAUCUCCCUCGCAUCUACUUGAUAGUUGCAAUGAGCUCGUUAAUCUCACUUUGGUCACCGACAUCACAGGUGAGAUUGACAGACGAACGAGUUAUCGUGUCUUUAACUCACACCCGUGCCUCCUUGCAGGUGCAGUGAUUUUGGGUGCUGCGGUGGUGAGAUGCUAACUGCCUCGCCUGGUAUACAGGAGGUCAUAGGUUUGAUCCCAACCCUGACGCCUAUUUAUUUGGAGUUUGCAUGUCUCUCCCUGUGGUCGCGUGGAUUUUUCUCCGUGUCCUCCGGUUUUCCCUCCAGAUUUAGAAUCGGCAUGAAUUUAGAGCAUUUGGCUGGUGUAAAUUUCUACGUGACAAGCCACUUCAUUGAGCUAUCAUAUGUGGCUGGGUUGCUUCUGAAAAAGAGCUACAUAGCUCAGUGGCGCCUUACCUGGUGAAAUAAAAUGUGGUUUAGUUUAGCAUAGUUUGGAAAGGAAUGUCUCUCUCUCUCGCUCUCCCCUCCAUCCGUUUGUGAGUGACACCCACAAUCGUCAGCUGCUCUGCUGGGUCUUUACUUGGCUCCACGCAGGCCACCGCAGGAGACAGACGGCACCUGCCGCAUCGGAUGCACGGAACCACUCGCCCCGGUUGCGCCGAUUGGGAUGAGGGCCUUUUUCUUUUUUUUUCGUUGAUCUCGGCGCCGCAUCUCCCAACCGUGCAAAUGCAUUUGACGUCAAUAUCUCAUGCGCGCCCGCUCCGACGGCGCUGUUGCCAUUGCGCCGCUGCCGCUCGGAGUUUGGAACUCGGCAACGUAGAGGGCACAUCUCUCGCACCGCAAAACAUCCACGCACCAUGAACGCACGGCAUAUUUGUUCUUAAAGGCCGCGUCGUCUCGGAAAGGUCGCCCACGCGUGCGUGCGCAAGGGUGCUUCGAAAAACCGCCGAGUGAGCGCGCGCGUGUGUGUGUGUGUGGAGUCGAUGGCUUGGAACAGAACAUUUGCGCCUGAUUUAACAUGCGUGGUGCAUGUGAAGCAAACGCGAGUCGGGCGAGUCCCUCCCGAGGCUAUUUAAAAUUUUUGUUGUAAAAAGUACAUCUUGAAAUCAGAAGCGAUGUUCAUUGCACUGUCAUCAUCAAACCGCGUGAAACCCCGUACGGUUGUGAUGCACAAUAAAGUGACAAUGUUUGCUACGCUUUUGGCAUAAAUACGUUAAACUUGUUCCAUGAUAAUGACAUUUUUUCAACGGUAAAAAGCUUCACGAAACGACCAAACGUCUGCAUUUAUGUUUGGUCACGUUUGCAUAUCGGAAGAAACUACUAAAGCGCCUGACGCUAACACUCACGUUUGCACGGACUGGAUCACAACUCAUUUUCUAAAACUCAUUUUCUGCAUUGCCUUUGCCUAGCCACCAGAGCACAGAUCUCUGAAAUUCGCUGGACGUGGACACGUUCUCUACACCUGUGGUCAAAAUCUGUUGAUUCUGGGUGCUGGUCAAAGUCAAAUAUAAUAACGCCGGACCGGUUUCUGUUUUGCAUCCAGUAACUCGUGCAAACCACUCUCACCGGUUGACCGGCCGAGUGGUCUCUCUUCACCUUUUCCAUGACAGCUUUUUGCCGAAUGUCCCCAUUGGUCCUCAUGAUGGCAGCCGAGCGGGGUGCUUCGCCAGGGCCAACUCGGUACUGUUUGUGUCAUUUGCGAGCACCGAGACAAAGGCCAUUCAAGUAAAAUCUGCUGCUCCUGGAAAGUGCUGCACGGGUUGAGCUCCACCUUGGGGCCUGUCUGCUCCUCCCAUACUGGACAAUGUGCAAAAAGAGCUUCAUCGCGCAUCGGAUUCCUCCUGCAGUGUAAAUAAAGAUUCUGAUCUGGUGUCGUACUCGCUAUCUCAACUGGUUACAUUGGUUCAUGUAAUCGCUGCAAUGCUCAAUCUCCAAAAUUAAAUACGUUCGUGCGUUUGCA
Messenger RNA from Lethenteron reissneri (Far Eastern brook lamprey), 4303 nucleotides. It is a transcript of the gene CLP1, whose product is annotated as cleavage factor polyribonucleotide kinase subunit 1. Gene Ontology annotation, molecular function: polynucleotide 5'-hydroxyl-kinase activity. Gene Ontology annotation, biological process: mRNA 3'-end processing; tRNA splicing, via endonucleolytic cleavage and ligation. NCBI's taxonomy places the organism in Eukaryota, Metazoa, Chordata, Hyperoartia, Petromyzontiformes, Petromyzontidae. Gene Ontology annotation, cellular component: nucleus; mRNA cleavage factor complex. The record is from RefSeq and is a predicted model, not a curated record.